AUGGCGCAAAAGGAGGCCGGCGUAGGAGCCACGAGCGGCGGCGGCAAGGCCAAGCCGCACGCGGUGGUGGUGGUGUACCCGCUGCAGGGCCAUGUCAUCCCCGUCACGCACCUCGCGCUGCGGCUGGCGGCGCGGGGCUUCGCCGUCACGGUCGUCAACACGGAGGCCGUGCACGACCAGACGGCGCGCGCUCUCGGCGUCGACCCGGCCGGCUACGACUUCUUCGCCGGCGCGCGCGCGUCGGGGAUGGACGUGCGCUACGAGCUUAUCAGCGACGGCCUCCCCGUGGGGUUCGACCGGUCGCUGCAUCACGACGAGUUCAUGGGCUCGCUGCUCCACGCGCACUCCGGCCACGUCGAGGAGGUGCUCGCCCGCGUCGUGGUCGACCCGGCCGCGACGUGCCUCGUCGCCGACACCUUCUUCGUGUGGCCGGCGACGCUGGCCAGCAAGUUCGGCAUCGCGUACGUGUCCUUCUGGACCGAGCCCGCGCUCAUCUUCAACCUCUACUACCACGUCCACCUGCUCACCAACAACGGCCACUUCGGUUGCAACGAGCCUCGGAAGGACACGAUCACCUACAUCCCUGGCGUGCCGGCGAUCGAGCCGCACGAGCUCAUGUCGUACCUCCAGGAGACGGACACCACCAGCGUGGUGCACCGCAUCAUCUUCAAGGCCUUCGACGAGGCGCGCGACGCCGACUACAUUCUCUGCAACACCGUGGAGGAGCUGGAGCCGUCCACCAUCGCCGCCCUCCGCGUCGAGAAACCCUUCUACGCCGUCGGCCCCAUCUUCCCCGCCGGCUUCGCCCGCAGCACCGUCGCCACCUCCAUGUGGGCCGAGUCCGACUGCUCCCACUGGCUGGACGAACAACCGCCGGGGUCCGUGCUCUACAUCUCCUUUGGCAGCUACGCGCACGUCACCAAGCAAGAGCUGCACGAGAUCGCUGGGGGAGUCCUGGCCAGCGGUACGAGGUUUCUGUGGGUGAUGCGGCCAGACAUCGUCAGCUCCGACGACCCGAACCCGCUGCCCGAGGGGUUCGUGGCCGCGUCCACCGGGCGUGGCCUGGUGGUGCCUUGGUGCUGCCAGGUGGAGGUGCUCUCGCACACCGCGCUGGGUGGCUUCCUCACGCACUGCGGGUGGAACUCUGUGCUGGAGAGUGUGUGGGCUGGAGUGCCCAUGCUCUGCUUCCCGCUGCUCACCGACCAAUUCACUAACCGGCGGCUCGUCGUGCGGGAGUGGCGCGUCGGCAUGCCCAUCGGGGACCGUGGCGCGGUGUUCGCGGAUGAGGUGAGGGCGAGGAUCGAGGGCAUCAUGUCUGGGAAAGAGGGUGAGAAGCUCCGGGAGGCGGUGAAGAAUGUGAGGGCGACACUCGAGGCCGCCACGACGCACGGUGGGUCAUCGCAGCAGAGCUUCGAUGAGUUUGUCGACGAGCUAACGCGCCGUUGCAGCGAACGUUAA
Triticum turgidum subsp. durum (durum wheat) is the source of this 1458-nucleotide messenger RNA. Lineage: Eukaryota; Viridiplantae; Streptophyta; Magnoliopsida; Poales; Poaceae. The record is from the annotation of a GenBank genome assembly.